CGUAUAUGUAUUUAAUAUUUAUACACUUACACAUCCCUGUAUCAGUCUUGAAAAAAAUGGUGGGACCAUAGGCAAAUUCCUUGUUAUCGAAGUAUUUAUUUAUACAAAAAAAAAGCGAGGAAGCACCGGAAUGGUGCGACCGUAUGGGCACGAACGAGGACAGACACCCUAGCUGGGCAGUGAAAGAGAUCAAAUCGCGUAGCAAACUUGCAUAUUGUAUGGAGUUUUAACUACAUAAUCCAAAUCGACUCAAAAAGUUCAGAUCGACAACAGUAACAGUGACGGACAAAUCUCCAAUCCCUAAUCCCUAAUUGAAAAAAUGGGGUGGGGAUUUGCAAUAUUGGAAGGAGUAGUGGUAGUUGGUUCUUUGGUAUUACUUGGAUGUGCCGGUUUAUGGUUUCUUAACCGUAGAUUAUACAAAGAAUAUGAAGAAAAAAGGGUCCUUGUUCAGAUCAUUUUCAGCAUUGUUUUCGCUUUUUCUUGUAAUCUUCUUCAACUUGUUCUCUUUGAGAUCAUACCUGUUCUCUCUAAAGAGGCUAGAUGGAUGAAUUGGAAGUUGGAUUUGUUUUGCUUGAUUUUGUUGCUCGUCUUCAUGUUGCCUUAUUACCAUUGUUACUUGAUGCUUUGCAAUAACGGUUUGAGAAAGGAGCGCGCUGCACUUGGGGCUAUUCUUUUUUUGUUGGCUUUCUUGUAUGCUUUUUGGCGAAUCGGCAUCCACUUUCCAAUGCCCGAUAAAGGAUUUUUUACCAUGCCUCAGUUGGUUAGCAGAAUCGGUGUCAUUGGGGUGACUGUCAUGGCUGUCUUAUCGGGCUUUGGGGCUGUUAAUUUACCUUACAGUUAUUUGUCUCUCUUCAUCAGGGAGAUUGAAGAAUAUGAAAUAAAAGCCUUGGAGAGGCAAUUAAUGCAAUCAAUUGAGACUUGCAUAACCAAAAAGAAGAAAAUCAUAGUUUGUCAAAUGGAGAUGGAAAGGAUUCAAGUUUCAGAAGAGAAGUUGAAUGCUAGAUCUUUUCUGAAGAGAAUUGUUGGAACUGUAGUGAGAUCUGUGCAGGAAGACCAGAGGGAACAAGAUAUCAAGAACUUGGAAGCUGAGGUACAGGCUUUGGAGGAACUGUCAAAGCAGUUGUUCUUGGAGAUCUAUGAGCUUCGACAAGCUAAGGAAGCUGCUGCUUAUUCUCGAACUUGGAGAGGCCACAUGCAGAAUCUUUUGGGUUAUGCGUGUUCAGUCUAUUGUGUCUACAAAAUGAUUAAGUCAUUGCAGAGCGUUUUCUUCAAGGAGGAUGGUUCUGUCGACCCCGUCACAAAGACAAUUAGCAUAUUCCUGCGAUACUUUGAUAUAGGAAUCAAUGCCACUCUACUAUCCCAGUAUAUAUCCUUACUAUUCAUCGGGAUGUUGAUAGUCAUAUCAGUUAGAGGAUUUUUAACAAAUCUAAUGAAGUUUUUCUUUGCUGUUUCUAGAGUUGGGAGUGGUUCUUCAAGCAAUGUUGUCCUGUUUCUGUCUGAAAUUAUGGGCAUGUAUUUUGUCUCAUCUAUUCUUUUGAUAAGGAAAAGUUUGGCAACUGAAUACAGGAUGAUCAUAACGGAUGUUUUAGGGGAUAUACAAUUUGACGUCUAUCAUCGGUGGUUUGAUGCUAUAUUUGUUGCUAGUGCCUUCCUUUCCUUGCUUUUACUUUCUGCACAUUAUACUUCUCGCCGAGCUGACAAACAUCCAAUUGAUUAGGGUCUAUAUCAGUUGUCUCUGCCUGGUCUCAAGUUUACACCCUUGUUGAUUUGUGCACUAAUUGACUUAUAGGUCUGAAUCACCUGAUAAACAUGCGGAUGCUUCCAUUAAACCUACCAUACAUAGCUAUCAUGCAACAGUUAUCGUCAGGAAAGAAGAUUUGUCUGUCAGCAUGUAACAUGAUGGUGAAGUCCUAUCAUUUUUGUGCGUAAAUACGAGAGCAUUCUUCUUAAAAUUCUUGGAUGGCAGUUUUCAAGUUGUUUGCAGUGGUUUCAAGUCUCAACACGCUAUAUCUUGAAGUAAGCAGUAGCACAGCUUUGAAUGGAUUUGUAUGUUCCAUGUGUAAUAGGUUAGUACCUUCUCUGUAACACUGGAGGUUUUACGGUACACUUAUCCGGUGCUUUGAAAAUUGUACGUAUAUCUACUUGACGUAUUUUAGCAGAUGAAAUCGCAAUUGAACAUUUGAAUUCGAAGUUAUGAUAUACAAUCAUCAUCAUAGAA
Amaranthus tricolor (Joseph's coat) is the source of this 2218-nucleotide messenger RNA. RefSeq names its product GPCR-type G protein 2-like. Gene Ontology annotation, biological process: response to abscisic acid. The transcript has 14 exons. The coding region runs from base 320 to 1717 and encodes 465 amino acids. Gene Ontology annotation, cellular component: membrane. Lineage: Eukaryota; Viridiplantae; Streptophyta; Magnoliopsida; Caryophyllales; Amaranthaceae. The record is from RefSeq and is a predicted model, not a curated record. Gene Ontology annotation, molecular function: abscisic acid binding.